Colletotrichum orchidophilum is the source of this 573-nucleotide messenger RNA. RefSeq lists its product as uncharacterized. NCBI's taxonomy places the organism in Eukaryota, Fungi, Ascomycota, Sordariomycetes, Glomerellales, Glomerellaceae. The transcript has 4 exons. Bases 1 to 573 code for a protein of 190 amino acids. The record is from RefSeq and is a predicted model, not a curated record.
AUGCGAGCGCGGCAGCCGCCGGUCCACGUCAAACUCGCCUUAGUGACUGACGGCGCGCGGCUGGCUGGCGAACAGAUCCUCUUGAUAGCCCUCCUCAACAAAUACCCGGGUGGCAGGUUAGCAGGCAGAAAAUACUCCACAGAGAAUGGGGGAGGGGGAGGCGGGGACAAAUACGAGGCAGAAAAGAAGGUAACAGAACAAAUGCUGUCCACCCCCGGCUGGGAAGAUGCCGGUGAGCCCGUCAAGAGGCCUCGACUGUCUACGGAGCAAUACCUGCGCAGAUGGAAUGGAUAUAAUACAACUCUCAUUCAGCGUGACGAGGACCAGGGCCAGAUCCCGCGUAGCUUCAGUGAUCUCCCGGAAAAGUAUGAAGAUAUGCCGGCGUCUGGAUAUGUGGCAUCAAAGGCCAACAGGACUGAGACCGAUGCCGCUGCUCGUGCGGCACCACCGGCUAUCCGGCGUCGGUCCAAACCGUUCGAGUCAGAGAACCAUUGGAAGAACUCGACGCCAUCCUUCCAGGUCUGUCAGGUCACAUCAAAUACGACAAAACAUCAGACGUUCUUGGCGGGUUGA